Molecule: messenger RNA, 760 nt
Organism: Doryrhamphus excisus (bluestripe pipefish)
Lineage: Eukaryota; Metazoa; Chordata; Actinopteri; Syngnathiformes; Syngnathidae
Product: galactose-specific lectin nattectin-like
Source: RefSeq, a predicted model, not a curated record
CCAUCCAGAACAUUCCAGGGUUGGGUCAAGCUAGCAGAUAAAAGGAUGGCUCGUCGUCGUCCUCGGCAUCGAGCAUCAACACUGCAAAGAUGGCAUUUUCUCUUCGCACGUUCUUCCUGCUUUGUGGGGUCAGCGGACUGUUGACCGGAGCUUGGUCUUGGCCUCGCACCAAUAAGAAUGGUUGCUGUCCUGAGGAGUGGACUCAAUUGGAUGAUCACUGCUACGUCUUCAAAGACGAUCCAAGGACCUUCACGGAUGCAGAGAGCGUCUGCAACAUUCUUGGUGGGAACCUGGCCUCAAUCACUAGCGCCCUGAAAAAUGUAGUCGUUUAUGAACUGGUUGUGGAGGGAAUGGUAAAAGAGGCCUGGAUCGGACUCAGCGAUGCCAUCGAGGAUGGAGAGUAUUUUUGGACUGAUGGCAAAGUCUUUGACUUUGACAACUUUAACAAAUGGCCGAGCUCAGGAAAUUGUACAGUGAUUGGCAGUGGAGGUGAGUGGGAUAACGAGGAAUGCAGCACAGAGGAGCCAUAUGUUUGCAUCAUGGAAUCAUCCUGUGGCAAGCACUAAUCGGCUCUUCUACCAGCGUAUUUUGUAGAACAAUGUCCAUCAGUAAUCAUGUAAAAGGUACUGAGACAAUAUCAAACUUUUAGUGGUGUCUUUGUAUCUUGGGGUUUACUGUCGGGUCUUCUUUUCUUCUUCUUGUACACUGUUCAGUUUUUGAAUUUCAGUCAAACACAUGAAAAUAUCUUCUUUUUACUGAA